Molecule: messenger RNA, 1958 nt
Organism: Manihot esculenta (cassava)
Lineage: Eukaryota; Viridiplantae; Streptophyta; Magnoliopsida; Malpighiales; Euphorbiaceae
Product: BRAP2 RING ZnF UBP domain-containing protein 2
Exons: 12
Coding region: 74-1609 (511 amino acids)
Biological process (GO): protein ubiquitination; Ras protein signal transduction
Cellular component (GO): cytoplasm
Molecular function (GO): zinc ion binding; ubiquitin protein ligase activity
Source: RefSeq, a predicted model, not a curated record
CAGCACGCUGCCGUGGCAUUUUAUUGGUUGGCGUAUAUCUAAUUGACUGUGUACGCUAUAUAAUCCUUCUCUGAUGCCAAACGGCGCGAAUACUCUAACGGAACCUAUAACCGACAUGUCGCCGAGCUCAAGUGCAGCAGUCUCCGUAACCUCGCCGGAGGACUCUUUCCGGCCGUCGGAAGUGAUGAUUACAAUAGACUAUAGCAACUCCUCCACGUCUUCAUCAUCUCCAAUGACUCAGUCCUUUCCUUUCUCAUCUGGAAACCCUAGAAUAGAAGAGACACGCGGCGUCAUGCACCUCUUCUCCAGUGACGGGAUUUCCGGUCUUCCCGCUGGAAGGAAACCUUCUCUGUCUGUUCUUGGGGUGCCAAAUCACAUGACUUAUGCAGAUUUCUGCCAGUUUUGCGCCUCUUUUCUUCACCACAUAUUGGAGAUGCGAAUAGUUAGGAAUGAUGGGAUGGAGGAUCAAUAUAGCAUCCUGAUACAAUUUGAAAACCAGGACUCUACAGAUAGAUUCUUUCAACACUUCAAUGGUAGACAAUUUAAUUCUUUGGAGGAAGACGUUUGCCGUGUGCUUUUUAUAGUUGAUGUACAGUUCACUGGUUAUAGUGGUUCGCUUGAAACUCAACCAUCCCCAACAAGCACAACUGAGCAGCCUUCAUGUCCAGUUUGUCUUGAGAAAUUAGACCAAGACAUGGGCGGAAUUCUGACUACUAUCUGCAACCAUUCUUUUCACUGCUCAUGCAUUUCAAAAUGGGAAGAUUCUUCUUGUCCAGUUUGCCGAUAUUGCCAGCAACAACCUGAAAAAUCAAUCUGUUUUGUAUGUCAAACUUCUGAGAAUUUAUGGCUAUGUGUUAUCUGUGGUUUUGUUGGCUGUGGAAGGUACAAAGCAGGACAUGCCACAAGACAUUGGAAAGAAACACAACAUUGUUAUUCACUUGAAUUGGAAACACAGCGAGUUUGGGAUUAUGUUGGUGAUAACUAUGUUCACCGACUGAUUCAAUCAAAAACUGAUGGAAAAUUAGUUGAAUUAAAUUCCCACUGUGUGCAUGCUAAUGAUGGUUGUGGAAGUUGUGACUGUGUAAACUCUGGAAUUAGUGAUGCUCUUCUAAACAGCAAAGUUGAAGCGAUUGUUAAUGAAUACAAUGAGCUCUUAGCCACCCAACUUGAGAACCAAAAACUAUAUUUUGAGAAUUUGCUUCAAGAAGCCAGAGAGGAAACAGAAAGGGAAAUUUCUGAAGCAAUUAAAAAGGCUCUUGCACAAAAGUCACAGAAGUUGCAGGCUAAGCUAGACAGGUGUCUCAAAGAGAAGAAAUUUCUUGAUGAACUCAAUGAGAAUCUUUUGAAAAAUCAGGAGAUAUGGACAGCAAAGAUAUUAGAGAUUGAGGAGAGGGAGAAAAAAGCUCUGAAAGUGAAAGAUGAUAAAAUUCAUGAGCUAGAAGAACAGCUUAGAGACUUAAUGGUGUACCUAGAAGCUGGAAGAACAAUGGAGCAGGUGUCAAUUUCAAAUGAAAUUAAGGAUGGAACCGUCUUGCCAAUAUCCGUGGAGUCUUCUUCAGGGGCCAAAACCAAAGGUGCAAGAAAAGCUAAUAACCGUAGGAAAAGCUGACUUGGAAGCUCACUUGGUUCAAGAAUGUGCAUAUUUUCAUUCAUUUCAAGUCUUUUUCUUUUUUUGAGGGCAAUGGGUUAUUCAUAGUAUCCCAUGCUCUUCUGUCUGGAUUUAGUAGUCUGCUACAUUUAUCAUAAUUAGUGUAGCAAAAUUGCAUGGAUCAGGAGUUCUGUUUCCCCUAGUUUCCGUGGUCGGCCUGAAUCCAGGAUUUCUAGAGAAUUGUAGCUGACAGAUGUACAUACUCUGAUUGUGUUUUUAAAUGGAAUUAAAGAAAAAUGAUAGGUGUAAUCAUAUACUGAAUAGUGUAUUUAUUGGCGAUGCCAUUGGGGUUUAGCUGAGGUUAGUAGAC